Molecule: messenger RNA, 5118 nt
Organism: Osmia lignaria (orchard mason bee)
Lineage: Eukaryota; Metazoa; Arthropoda; Insecta; Hymenoptera; Megachilidae
Product: cilia- and flagella-associated protein 61
Source: RefSeq, a predicted model, not a curated record
UUAAAUAUCAAAGGGAAAUUGUUCCUUCGAGAUGGUGAGCAUUUGGUUCGGUGGUUCAAGCUUAUAUUUCCCCGCGCCGAAGAGCAAAGUUCCUCUUUCGAGCGUCUGUGGCGUCAGAUGGAUGGAACAUGCCGAUCUACCGAUCCUCGAACAACUGAUGUGCUCGGAGACGUACAACCUCUUCAACGAGCCGAACCUUGGACAAAUCUACGAGGCGAGUUGCUUGUCUGUCGUCCAGUACAACGCGAAUCGUGACAUAGUAUCAGGCAUAUGCCUUUGCAAUUAUCCUAACGUGCUGUCAGUGAUCCCGAAAGAUUGGCCAUGUUGGCUAAACACGUUGUACAGGUUGGAAAACGUGACGGAAAGGAACGCGAUGUUCGUGCACUUCCUUGCGUGGGACAAACGCUACAUCGGCCAUUUCUUCGAGGCCCUUCUGACCGGAGUGUUCGACAUCGCCUUCUAUCUACAGCACGUGAUCCUCGUGGUUCCUCCUCGGGUUAUCCUAGCGGACGUGUUCGAACGGCAGAUGAUCAGGAUCUCACCCAAGUGCUUGAAGGACACGUACACGGUGCAAUCUCUCUACGUGACCGUACGUCAUCUGAAAGAUGCUCAGCUAAGGAUUCGACGCGUCGUGGAGGAAGACAACGACGAAGUGAUACCGAUCAUCGAUGCCGACUCGAAGCUUCUGAAAGAAUGUUACGGCGAAUAUUACGUCAGCGAGAUGGUACGUCAUCCCAAUAAUCGACGUCGAUUGAUCGUCUCCGAGAACCACGAGGGCUUAGCCACUGGAGUGAUGUUUCUGAACAGCACCAUAAACGUCGAUCUUCUCGACGAUCAUUUCGAGUUGAAUCCUUACAACGGUCUCAGAAAGUUUCACGAAGACGAUCUGAUCCUGGCGGGCAACGUGGAACCGGCCAGUGAAAUUUUCUCCUCCCUAUUCUCGAGGAAAGCUAGCGAAGACGCAGAAGAGUUGGCGAGAAAACCGUCUUCGGACCGAGAGAGCUGUGAGAGCACCACCUCUUUGAGUUCCAGCGAUCGUCAGGUAUUGAAGCCAAUGUUAACCAGAAAAUCAAUGGACUUUUCUGAAAUCACCUUCAGUGAAUUACCAUCGCUCACCGAUUAUUUCAACACUCAUUACUAUUCGAAAAUGUUGACCACCGCGUUCAUUGACGGGAUGUUUGAUGUUCCACGGAAAACCACCACUUCGUCGCUCGAAGACGAUGAAAGCUUGAUGUCAAAGGAUGUGAAGCUUCCUGUACGAGCAAUCUAUCAUGGCGAAGUGAACGCGUUCGUUUUGGAAAUUUUUGCGACGCAGGAACAUAUAAGCGAUCGUUGGUCGCAAAAUUUUCUCCAAGCCGCUUUCGAAUGUUUCCCUGAUCUCGACUACUGCACGAUCCUUCUACCGUUCUCGCAUCCUUAUCUACCGUUUCUCGAACACUUCGUGCGUGUCCCAUUGAGGUGUUACAAGGACUACCCGAUGACUCUGUUUUUGACUCAUCGCGCGGCUCUUCUUGGACAAAUAAAGUGUCGCAGAGCUGUACCUUCCGACAGGGACAAGCUGCAGAUUCUUUUACAGAGGAUUUUUAAACCAGACAAAAUUUUGAUCGAUUUUGACGCGGCUACGAGCAAGGAACGAUCGGACUUACGCUGUUACGUUUUUCUAUGGAACGAUAUAGUUAUUGGUGCGACGAUCCUAUGUGCCGAGAAGGACACCACGUAUAUCCGAAGACGUUUCCACGUGGAAGAUUACAUCGCGAUACAGAACAUACCAUACGAUUCUUACGGUCGCAUCCUGCACUUUGUUCUGAUGCCAAUCUUCGCCAUUCAUCUACCGAGUUUCUUCCGCGAAAUCAUGCGUCUCACCGACGCCAUCGUUUUGUACUAUCGGCUAACGGACAGCAUGUUAAGCGCGCUGACUCGUUCGCAACCGUUGGCCAUUUGUUUGAACGCCAUGGUCCCUGUGUGUCCGCGACGAAGGAUCGACUACAAAUUUCAUGGUUACGUGGAAAGGGACGAGCCGAAGACAGAAAUGGAACGAUUUUCGUUGUUCAUGACCACUCAGCGUCUUACUGGGGUCGUCAAUGCCAUCAUCGAUGCGAGGAUCGUCGUGGUGGGCGCUUCGGAUUGCGGCAUCGCGUUUCUGGAACAACUCGCCUUCGGAGCCAGUCAAAAUUACACGCGAUUCGCCAGUCUGACGCUGAUAUCCACCAACGGUCUGCCUUUCGAAAACGAACGAAGCAGUGUAAUCGAACGUAUGAUUCCGUUCAGUGGUCGAUUCUGUCGAGAAUAUCGCCGCGAGGUUCCAACGCGAACAUUCGUUAACGUGGUGUACGGCACUGUGCUGUCGAUUGACAGGAAACAGAAAUACGUGACAGUAAUGAGCCAAGGAAACGUCUCCUACGACUAUUUGGUCCUGACUUCCGGGCUGCAGUAUUACAGGCCUCAAUUUCAGCAAGAAGUGCAGGCGCAACAGAGAGGGGAAUUAGUGGAGUACGAAACUCCUUGGAAUUGUUUGACGAUCAACGACGACACGGAAGCAAGCAAUUGUCUAGAGAAGAUUCAGUUGAUUACAAACAACUUUGAAGACGAAAAGAGUAUCGUCUUUUACGGACACAGCCUGGACUGCUACUGCGCUCUUCAGGGACUGCUCGAGGCCGGAGUGAAGGCUUCUUGGAUCACAAUAAUACGACCUCCGUUACAACACUGCGAAACUGGUGAAACCAUCUUUUUCAACGAUUGCGAAGUAUACACGGAAACGAUGAACUCGAUUUCAAGAAGCGGUGUUACAAUGCUCGUAGGGUGGAAAUUGAUCGACUGGUGCCUGAAGAAUUCCGGAGAAGAACAAAUGAUAGAAACGAUCAUUGUCCAAUUGAAGGGAAGAACGAAAAUGAUCAAUUGCGACGCUUUCGUGAAUUUCAGCGAGAAGACGAUGAACAUGAAGAUAUUUCUGGCGAUUUGCAGAGCUGGACUGGUGUUCGAUGGUCAGCUGGUCAUAGAUCCGGAGUUCAAGACGAACGAUCCAUCGAUCUUUGCCGCUGGGACCAUGACCAAGUACCGUAGAAAAUACUACGCGGAAUCCUGGCAACACAAGUAUUACAACAGCAUCGAAGUCGGCGAUAGACUGGCGUCCGUUCUUCGAUCGCUUAUCGACAACCAUCAACGCAACAACGUGGAACCCACUGACACGUUAAAAAACAAGAAAUAUUUAAUCCUACCCAUGUUUCGUGCACCUCAUAUCGUGGCCUGCAUUUUACCUGGUGGUUAUCGUUACCUUCACAUUCGCAAGCCUGGAAAAAUGCUUCUGCGUAGCAUCGCGAUUCGUUUCGACUUUUACGGCAAAGUGCUGACGACAGGCUCUUGCACGUCGGAAAUCGGCUACUUCCGGAUACGAUUGAACCGUUACGACUCGGUGGAGACCAUCACCUGUUUCAGCAAAAAGGAUUUCGAAGUGUACCAUAUGAUCGCGUUGUACGGGAAACACGAAACGAUGUUGAACGAGUUGAAAACGCGAUACCAAAACUCGCUGAUCUCCGAUUUGUACGCGUACUUCCGGGAGCCCUGGGCGAUGGCGAUAUUCUACGAUCGAUUCGAGUGUCUGCGAGUGGAGAACCGUGCUACCUUGUUGUCGAAAACGGUAAAGAAAAAAAGUGAUUCAAUUUUUGCAGCAAAUCUGACGUAUUUUUCAAAACAGGCGAUCCCUGCUCAGUCAUUGAACGACGAUUGCAUACGAGCUCUGAUAAGAUCAAAAUGGAACGCGGUGAGUGAUGAUGAAACUAGGAAUUCUUUUACAUAUUUAGAAUUCAUUGAACACCAUCGAAUCUGUAGAUAUCAGACAGCGAUCGUCGUUCCAUCGAAGCGAAAUACGCGGGUUCUGUCUAUCAGCAAGAGCUUGAAGAAAGUCUGGUGGACUUUCUACAAUUCUCUGAAGAGGAUAUUCCCGUGUAUUGCACCCCGAGAAAGUUACAUCAAUUAUAUGCAAAUAUUAAGAACAGUCCUCUGUACAAUGAUAUUUAAACAAGUUAUAUCGGUGUCCAUCACGAGAAUAUAAUAAAUGAUCGCGAAACGAGCCGAGUUGUUUCUUGCAUUUAUGAGAACAAAUAUCCGAUUGAUAGUCGUCCUCGAUCGACACGUCCGUGUCUACAUACUUGGCAUGCGAUCCCGUCUGUAGGUCAAGUUUAAUAGUCCAUAGCGACGUUGCUCCAUAAAGGUAGCUCAAGGCGCUGCCAAUGUGCCACCCACGCAUACCGCAAUAACAACGAAAACACGUUAUACAAAUGUCACGGCUGCGACUGUAGCUAUUAAACGAGGAAAUAUUUCAUCUGAUAAUCUCUGUUAGACAAGAAUCAACGUUUACUUUAUUAAUUUUACGUCCUUCCUUUUUCAAAGAAAUUAGGUACUCCUAGCGCUAAAACUAUAGCGAUAACUAGUAUAGAUGAAUCAUGCGUUAAUCAUUACGCGUAGAACCGAGAGAUACGACAUCGAGGUCUUCAGAAUGCUCAUAAAACCCUCCAGAUUGACGACGAAGAACUUUCCAGCCAUUAGAUGAACCGGUUUCUGAGCAUUUAGGAUCACGAUCACAAUAUCCUUGGCCACGUUUGUUGGAAGUUUGUACCAGCUGCAAUUGUACGAAGAAUAUCCGAUUUCAUCCAUUUGACACUUCAAGUAAUUACCCACGUAACUGUACCCGAACAGUUGUAUCAUCAAAGUGCUCAGUAUAAUGAACGUUUUUAUCACCAUCACAACAUUUCCAUCGUGCAGCGCGAGAAUAAACUGAAAUCCUAGGAAAACAACGGGCAGUUAAUUAAGGAUGUAAUUGUAUUUUUAUCGCGUUGAUUGAUACGUUAUAAUUUAGCUGAAUUAAUACUUAUAUUUCAUAGCUAUGUGACCGAAUGAAAUUCGCAAUGGCAGUCAAUGAAGACCAAUAUAGCGAUGAAUGAAUUAUUAAUUAUUAUAAUAACGUGUCAAUCAACGUGUCAACGGGAAAUUAAAGAUUUAUAAAUGCUCACCGCACGUACAAAUAAGUAUACAACUGGAUAACAGUUGCAUAGCCAAAACCAAACUAAUUGUAUCGUUCAGCAUCACGCUUAAUUUCAAUAAAUAAUCGUGCCUGUUGAUUAA